CGGCUCUGCGUCAACCUCACCAACAAACAACAACCUCUCUCUGUCUCUUGACUUCAUCCUCCUCACCUUCAUCUAUCGCAUCCAUAUCUUCCACCAUCUUCCGCGCUUCCUAGAUAUCAGUUACUAUUCUAUUCUUCAUAUAUUUCCACCACUUAUGCGUGUGCUUCUUAAAUUAUGAAUAUGCUUCAGGCAUCUGUUUCCCUCUCCUUCACUCAGUCAUUCCUUUCAGCUACCCAACCACGCAGAUACACAGCACCUUCAUCGCCUCCAAAGAAACGCCCUCGAGAACCUAGCUUUGAUCCCUCACAUUCGUGAUUGUUUUCGGCUCUGGUACUCGUUUCGAUCGAACGCUUGAUUCGCAGCAAUAGAUCUGCUUUUUGAUUCCUUCGUCUUGGGUGUUUCGCUUUUUUAUCUGGCGUCAUUUAGCCCAUCGGUUUUUCGCGUGGAUCUUUUUGGCUUCUUCUGUCGCGUUUAUAUUUCCUUCUAUUAUCUCUACAUACAGGCUGCCUAUUUAUUAAGCCAUAUUUUUGAGUCAUAAUGUCGACUCCGACCCCUACUACCCCAAAGGGCCCUCGCAACCCUCGCCGUACUCGAAAAAACUCCAAGGCGGGCCCCCCCGCCAACACUACAUUUCGCGACGGAUCCUCCACCCAAAACCAAAACCAAAACCACUCCACUCCUCCACCCGCUCGUUUGAGUCCGCCGAGUCCCAGUCCUGGAGAAGCUUUGAUUAAUACUGUUUCUGAGGGCGCGUCGCAAAAGAAGAAAGGGAAACCAGUGAAGAAGAACAUCACCCAAUCUUCCAACCCUUCACCAAUGACCAACGGCACAACCAUUGGCCACGGUCACUCAGCAUCGCAACCUAACAUAUUAUCUACCCUCAAAGACGGCACCCAUUAUGCUGGCCCAACUUUCCAUGCAUCUCCUGCUCCCUCCGCUCUGCCUAUCCCAACCUUCUUCUCAAAAUCUGUACCGGAUGGGGGAGCAGCCUUGGGGUCACCCGAAGGUGGGUCGCAAGUCAUAGGGCCUCUUGACCACACGCCUACAAAGCCCAAGACCGCCGUUGCUCCUCCACAAAGCACAGAGGAGAUCCCAUCGCCUUUGGAAUUUCUUUUCAAAUCUGCAAAGGGGGCAAAGGUUACGAACAGACCAACCAAAAGCGUGACCAAAUCUAUGAAACCCUCACCAUCGCAGCCAAAUCUCCAGAGCCAGCCAAGGUCGCAAGCACAAGAAGUGACCCCCGGGGCUAUUUUCCCACUUGAGCUGGAAUCGCCGGACAAUCGCAGAAUGGCAAUUGGACCGUCAUUCGCUACUCCCUACAAGGACAGAAUUAAUGCUCUUCGUUCGGCCAGCUCUCCUUCAAAAUCGAACGACGCCGUGCCGCUCGACGAAGACCAGAGGAAAGCCAAAACCGAGGCGUUGAAGGAUUUACUACUAAAUCCACGACCUCAACGCCCGUCAUCUGCGUCGCCUAAGGUGCUUAACGACUCGAACCUCCUCGGUGGCUCGAGAAGUUGGACUGCUGGUAAUGCCAUGCCGUUCGCUCGACACGCCUCCGGUCCGCCAACCCUAGUUCCGUCGGAAGAACCAAAAAUUUCCCCCAAAGGCCGCAGUCCAGGCAGUGGUAGCAUUGCACAUCAAUACCUGUCGUCCGUCUGUAACGGCACUCAAGCGUCUCGAACUCCGUCGUCCAAUCUUCGCCGGGAGCUCUCCUCUACAAGCCCUACCGACCGCCCGCCUUUCUCGACCGAGGGUAACCAAUCGCACCUAAAGCGCUCUCAGACAUACGUGAAUCUCACGUCUCCCACUCCAAACAGGGUCCAUCCACAUGCGAAUCCAGAUGUGCCUUCUCCUCGGUCCGGCUCUACCAGGACUAACCCCAUUGACGCAAAGCAGAUGGAGGCUGACUUGCGCCGCAUUCUGAAGCUCGAUUCCAACCAUUAAUCAAGCUUAUUUUAGGGGGAAAAGGGUUUAAGGUGGGGGCUUAUCCAUGGAGUAUUUUUUUCCGAUAAUGUCAACUCGCAUUUGGCUCGUACCGCUCCCUCUAUUUUCUAUUUUCACUUCCUUACUACGCCGGGCAUUGAUAAUUCAGAUAAUGGUUGAAGCCACCCCCCGUUAGUUUUUCUGUUAGGAGUUCAUUUUUACACUUCUCUUCUCUAUAUCUUUACUGAGUUCGGUUUCUUCUCGUGUUAUCCCGUUAUUCCGGGGUGCUCGGCUUUUUUGGUUUCAUGGCACGGGUGAGAUGAUUCGAUAUGAUUAUAUGACCGGUUAGCUUGGAGCAUAUUUUCAAGGUGUCCCGUUUGGUGUCAGUUCUUUUUCUUUCUUCUUUAUCUAUUUUCGCUUCCAUUAGCACGGCGUCUAGAGGGGCAUAUCAUAUGGAGGAAUGCAUGGAAGGGUUUUUUUUCAUAUAAGGAAAAAACGGGAUGUUGGGAAUUAGCGACACCGCGAGGGUGGAAGGGAGUUGAUGACUGGUUUCAAGGUAUUAUUGGCCAGACAGACUCGUCUGAUCGAACGGCCCCCGCUUCCUCUCGCCUACCUAUACCAUUAUCGUUUAAAGCUUCCUUGCUUGGUUUCUCUCAUCCCCAACACCAUAUUUCCAAGUGCUUGGGAUGGUUUUUCUUAUUUUUUUUUUUUUUUUCCCCUUCCGCCUUUCAUAUUCACGGUUCCAGUGUAUGGCUGCAAAAUACAUACUACUGGGAAUGCCUCUUAUCUUUCACUUGCCUUGAUGGCUUGAUUCACACACAUUUCCUGUGUAUUGUUUUCCUCCUUCCAAUUCUGUUAUUUGUUUUCUUUUGAUUUUGCUUCUCACCCUAGUCAUUCAUUUGUCAUUUCUUAUUUCAGGUAUUGCUCUUGUUUCUUUACUGUUUCUUUGCUUAUUUACUUUUCUGUCCCUUCCCUCAUUUCUUUGUUCAACUAUCAUACUGCCAGACAACCACACUCUUUCAUUCCUUCAUUUCUUUUCUUUCUGCAAUUCUAUCUGGCAUCUGCAAUGCAUGCAUGUCUCCCCAUGCCGUGGUUUUGUUUAUUUUAUAAGUAGCAAAUAGCAUCUUAGCUAGACAAAUGAAUUAAACCUACACUCAUUUUUUACAUACUCUCUGUAUUGAUUUUGUAUCUCAUACUUUGUAUGAUUGAUCUUUUAACACUGA
Messenger RNA from Blastomyces dermatitidis ER-3, 3146 nucleotides. RefSeq lists its product as uncharacterized. The record is from RefSeq and is a predicted model, not a curated record. The transcript has a single exon. The coding region runs from base 538 to 1944 and encodes 468 amino acids. NCBI's taxonomy places the organism in Eukaryota, Fungi, Ascomycota, Eurotiomycetes, Onygenales, Ajellomycetaceae.